AUGAAUAGACUGGUCUUAGUCGUUUUCACUGUGUCUACCGUUUCGGUGGCGUUUUUAAAUCUUGCCGAAUCAUCAGGAGAUCCAGCACAGCACAAAGUUGAUAUCCCAGAUGACCUUGAGGAGGACAAUGAGCCCGCCGAAAGAUCUGGUGCGUUAGCACAAAGACCCGUGUUAAACAAUGCGAACAGACCCCUUCAACUGCCAAUAUCAUCCAGCCCGAGACCUGGACUGAUAACUAUUGAUGUGGUGGAGUGUCACGUAUGCACCGACUGUCCGAAGGUAUACGAAAAUACUACGACAAAAUUUUGCCCGCACACUUUGGACGUAACGAGACAAAAUAAAUGCGUCACUUAUGCCGAACAAUACAAACAUAUGAAGAGGUCUUGGUACAUUCGCGGCUGCGCUUCGGAAAGGGGUUCUUGUGAUGACGUCAGGAAGGCGCAUUCCUCACAUGCAGACAUAGUGAAUCUGUUGUUCUGCCGGGAAUGCGAAGGGGACAAAUGUAAUGCAAAUGGUAGCUACCGAUCCUUCGCCGACAUGACAUUGGCUUUGUUUACUUUGAUCAUUUAUCCUUUUGUUGGAAAGUAUACCCUUUCU
Molecule: messenger RNA, 597 nt
Organism: Iphiclides podalirius (scarce swallowtail)
Lineage: Eukaryota; Metazoa; Arthropoda; Insecta; Lepidoptera; Papilionidae
Source: the annotation of a GenBank genome assembly